Mercenaria mercenaria is the source of this 1444-nucleotide messenger RNA. Its product is annotated as thrombospondin-1-like. NCBI's taxonomy places the organism in Eukaryota, Metazoa, Mollusca, Bivalvia, Venerida, Veneridae. The transcript is spliced from 7 exons. The record is from RefSeq and is a predicted model, not a curated record. Bases 1 to 834 code for a protein of 277 amino acids.
AUGUACAUUACAUCAACUGGAUUCCUGGACGAUAUAUUGACCAGUAUCACGACCAAGAAGACUGCGCUGUCAUUGACAUGUCUCGAGGUGGCCAAUGGGAUGAUGCUGAUUGCAAUACUGUGGUAUCAGGAGGGAUGCUGUCCUAUCCGUGGAUUUGUCAAUACGCAGGGAGUUGGUCUAGCUGGUUCUAUGGUUCAUGCUCGCUACACGCCUAAUAUGAGUGGUAAAAUGAUUUAUUCAUUACAGUCAAUAGAUACUGGAGUUCCUGGCAACAGUGGAGCACGUGCUCAACAACAUGCGGCUGUAGACCCAAUGGUGCUACAGAUAUUUACUGGAAACCGUUUUCAGCUUCAUGAUCACACGAGCUGGUCGAGUUGGUUUUACGGUACCUGCUCAGUAACAUGUGGACCUGGGACCUCCGGCAAACUAAGACGUUGCAGUACUGGAAAGGAGGCCGAUUGUCCUGGAAAAGCUUUUGAAAUUCUGAGUUGUGACGAAGGUCCUUGUCCUAUCGAUGGCUCAUGGGGAUCUUGGCAAGCGUGGAGUACGUGCUCUACAACAUGCGGCGAUGGAAGCCUUUUUCGCACGAGAAUCUGUAACAAUCCCGCACCUCAGAACAACGGACUCAAUUGCAGUGGUUCUUUCAAUGAAACUUCAACGUGUAACCAUGGAGACUGUCCACACUGGUUGCCGUUCUAUGAAACGUCGACGUGCAGUACAACAUGUGGAGCGGGUUUCCUUCAGCUCCGGAGAAAUUGUAGCUCUGGAAAUCCUAGAGACUGCCAUGGCAGUGAAUAUAGUGAAAAGCCUUGUAAUCUUAUGGAUUGUUCUUAAAGAAAUCACAAUAAAAACAGAGCUAAUACAUAUUUCUAUUUGUUAGGAAAAUGACUUUGUAAGUUCUUGUAUCUAUGGUAUUCUUUUGUCCUUCAAAAUAUACAGCUUUGAGCUGAACAAAAAAUCAAAUCCCAUUACUAAUGAAAACGUGAUUGCGCCUUGAGCCUGGCAAAUAACUGAAAAGUCAUGGGCACGCGCAGUUGUCGAUGUGUUAAGAAUCUACUUCCUUUCCUAUCUACGGAUCAAGGGGUCGUGAGUUCGAUUCCCGGGUGAGGCAUAUGUUCUCCAUGACAAUUUGAUGAAAGGCAUUGUAUCUGAAAUUACUGUGAAAUCAUUCAUAUUUGUGGGGGACUAAUUUUCGUAGAUUUCGUGGUUGAGUCAAUCUAUAUCAACUAGGGAUGAUAGUCUGAUGCAAAAGGUAGCACCUACAGAUCAAGGUAAGACAUCUGGACAGUAUUUUGGAGGUUUUAAUGUUGAUGAGCUGAAACUGGUUAAGCGUAAUGACACAGAUCUUAAAGACCUGAUAAACUGGCUAGAGGACAUCAGGGAACCUAACCCUUCAGACCUGUUCAAAGCCAGUCCUGCUCAAAUAUCGUACUGGUUAAAUGGA